UGGAAACCGAGGCCAGAAACCGUUUAAUCCUGUGCAGGUCAUGGCGGUUGCUAAGUAGCCUGUGCACCCUUUUGUUUUGAAAUGGAAAUAUAUGUAUAAGGCUCGUGGUUUUUGAUUUAAUGAUAUGCUUAUUCGGUUUAUGGGUUAAGAAAUAGUACCACAGAAGUUCGUUCUGCUAAAAUAUGACGAAAUGAAGAAGUGAAUGCAGCACAAAUAAGCGAUAAACUAAAUUACAAUAACUGACGGAAGGGAUUGCACACUGUUCCUGUAGUGGCUGCAGAUGGCAGUAGCUACGGGACACGGAGACGAUUCUUCAAAUAAAGAACCGUUUAAGCACGCGCUCCGGAUCUGACCGGAGCAGGCCGGGUCCGGGGUCAGGGCGGCGGCGCCUACACCAAACAACGGCACGGCUGCCCGGAAGAGAUGGAGGAAGAGGAAAAUGCUUCAGGGUCCGUCCGCUGGAAAGCUCAACGUCAGUGUCCGAACUCGGCCUCCAGUUCGGGACCGUCAGUGUGAUUCAGCGGCCGGAGCGAAGGUGAAACCCAGGCUUGGCCUGGCCCGGCCCCUGGUCGCUGUACCCCGUGAGUUCGGUGCGGCCACUCGACCGACCUUGAUGAGGGUGUAGCUGGCUGGCCGGCAUUCCUUGCCUAUCCCUAGUUGCCCUGGAGAAGGUGGUUGUGAGCUUCCUUCUUGAACUGCUGUAGUCAUCCUGCUGUGGGUUGACCCACAAUGCUAUUUGGGAGGGAAUUCCAGGAUUUUGACCCAGCGACGGUGAGGGAACGGCAAUAUAUUUCCAAAUCAUCAGGACGAAACACAGCCUGUUACAUAUCCAAACAUGCAAAACUUCAGAAUUGACAACAUAUACAAGCAACAAGUUCAUGGGUUUGAAUGAUCAUUCUGUGCAUGAGAACAGUAUUGUUCUGGGACUUCUACAUCUCAAUGUGGAAAGCACUGACAAACCGCUACAUGUGGCAACAUCUUGGUCAAUGGUGGAAAAUAUAGCAAUGGAUAAAGGGUACUCUACUAAAGAGAAUGCUGUGGAGUGGAUGAUGCAAAACUCGGAAAACUUGGAUUCAGACAGUGAAUUGGAGCAAUUGGGGAUUGCCAUGUUAGAGGCUGGCCCCUUAAAUAAAGCUCACCAACAGCUUUGUAGAUCCCCAGGCUUAGACUCAAAUCUACUAAAAUGCAAUGCGAUUCUACAGGAUUUCAAACUAGAUGGUGAAACGAAACCAAAACAAGAUUUAAGAUCAACUGAUAAUGAUAAAGACUACAAAACCAAAAUGGAGUUUGCACUGAAACUUGGAUAUUCAGAAGAGCAGGUACAGCUUGUCCUGAAUAAAUUAGGAACAGAUGCUCUUCCUAAUGAUAUCCUAGGUGAACUUGUUAAACUGGGGAAUAAACUCGAUUCUGAUACUUCCUGUGGCACAAGUAAUCCUGCAAUUUUGACUCCACGUGACACAAUUUCAACAGAUUCUCAAAGAUCUGACUCUCCUGUGGAAGAAUUGGUGGAUGAUGGUGAUAAUCUAAAGCCUGUGGUCAUUGAUGGUAGUAAUGUGGCAAUGAGUCAUGGUAACAAGGAAGUGUUUUCCUGUCGAGGCAUAAAGUUAGCAGUGGACUGGUUUUUGGAAAGGAGCCACAAGGAUAUCACUGUGUUUGUGCCUGCCUGGAGGAAGGAACAGUCAAGGCCUGAUGCCCUCAUCACGGAUCAAGAAAUCCUGCGCAAGUUGGAAAAGGAUAAAAUUCUAGUCUUCACACCAUCCCGGCGGGUACAAGGGCGAAGAGUGGUUUGCUAUGAUGAUCGCUUCAUAGUGAAAUUGGCUUAUGAAUCCGAUGGCAUCAUUGUGUCAAAUGAUAACUACAGGGAUUUGCAAAAUGAAAAGCCAGAAUGGAAAAAAUUCAUAGAUGAAAGAUUGCUUAUGUAUUCUUUUGUUAAUGACAAAUUCAUGCCACCGGAUGAUCCUUUGGGUCGCCACGGCCCCAGCUUGGAUAACUUUCUGAGGAAGCGGCCGGUUGUACCAGAACAUAAGAAGCAGCCAUGUCCAUAUGGAAAAAAGUGCACUUAUGGCCACAAAUGUAAAUACUACCACCCAGAACGAGGUACACAGCCUCAACGUUCUGUGGCUGAUGAACUUCGUGCUAGUGCAAAGAACUCAAUAAUGAAAACCACUAAUGAAGGAGGUUUGGUGAAGAGCAACAGUGUUCCAACUAGUACCAAGACUGAGGGUCUGUUUGAUGGCAAAUGUACAGCUCCCAAAAGACAGUCUGACCCAAGUAUACAAAUUCCUCUUUAUAAUGAGGUUGAAGAAAAACUCAGCAAUAAAACCAGAUUGGAAACCAGGUCUGUGCCUUCUCUUGUUAGUGCAUCAAAUCCAUCAGGCACAAAGGUCCAAGGUUGUGCAGUACUAGGUUCUGGAAUGCACCUUUUGACACAAGAUCCAGGGGUGCCAGCACAGUACUCAACAAUUCUGGUGAACAAUAGCCAUGGAACACACACUUGCUAUAAUCAGCAUCCAAAAUGUGACUCUCCUGUUGAUGGAGGAUAUUAUUCUAUGAUGAAUCCAUAUCAUAAUCUUGGUGUAUCUGGUACACACAGCCCUGAUCAAUUUUCUGUAGAUAAAGAAUACAGACUAAACCAUGUAGGUUCUGAUUGUAGUAGUGAAGGUAGUGUCAGCUGUGGUAGCAGCGACUCGUACGUUGGUUAUAAUGAACGAGCCUACCCAAGUUCUCCAGUUACAGUGCUCGAAGAAAAUCUGAAAUGUCACCAGUAUCAUACUCGACAUCAGCCCUUUCUUCAUAGUUAUCAUGAUCCUGUAACAAGAGUACAAAGUUAUGGACAUGAAGAGCAAAAACCACUGCACAAAACUUCAACUUCAUGUAGGGCACCACAUUUCCAGCACCCAGUAAUUGGAGCCUGCUCAAGUUGUCCAAGUGAGUACUGUCCUGUACCCCUCAGCGGCCAGCAUCCACAAAACAUGCACGUGGGAAGAGCUCUCGGAACUACAAGAAUUGAAAGUUUUUCAGAUUCACGUUUGUAUGAAAACGUGCCAGUGAGACAAAGAAAACCUUACACGGGUCAGGAAACAUUUGCCAGCUGGAACAGGCUUAGCUAUGGUUUGGAUUCUUACGGUUAUGCACAAGGAUAUUCAUUACCAAACAAUCCAACUCAGCCAUGUUAUGAUCAGUUCACAUUCCAAAGCUUACCUGAAAAAAGGGAGCAAACCUGGAGGAUGCCGUGGAGUGGCUUACCUCCUGAACCUUCAAAUCCAGAAAGAUUACAGGAUGGCCGUGAUAAAAUCUUUAUAAAUCUGUGCAACAUAUUUCCAGCUGACCUUGUGCGGGUGGUGAUGAAAAGAAAUCCUCACAUGAUUGAUGCCCAGCAACUUGCUGCAGCUAUUCUAGCAGAAAAGUCCAAACUGGGUUAUUGAAUUGAAAUGCAUCAUUUUGAUGUUUUUAUUUCUCAGCACAGAGCUGAGUUUGCUCACAUUUGAGAGAUUCUUCAAACAAGGAGAUGAAGGAGUGUAAGCAGUACCCUCUACAAAGGGGAUUCUUCAUUUGUUUUUAUCAACUCUUAGAAUUAUUGUUAUUUAAAGCUGUAGUUUGCGAUAGGAAAGAAAAUGUAUAUGCUAAAGCACCUUUUUAAAAAAUUUAAAUACUGACAAUUUGAUCUAUUGUCUCCAUAAUAUAUUGCAACUUCAACAUGAAGAUAUAAGUAGGCAAUCUGAUGUUUUACCCUAAAAUACAUUUACUGGAUUUUGGCACUUUUUUCCUUUUUAGCAUUUUGAGAAUGUAUUGGUGGUAAAGAUUUGUAUUUACAGAUUUCAGCCUUAUCACUAAUUGAAUAGUAAGAUCUAAAAUGUUUGCCAACCUUUAGUGGUCAUUACUAGUUGGGCAAGAGUAACAGUUAUUAUUUGAUAUUAAUAGGUACUAAGUUUUGUGGUUGCAGUAAGAAAGCAGCCACCUAAAUUAGUUUUGAGCAUUUUAAGAUGUAUGUUAUACUGAUUUUUUUUUUUUGAUCGACUGAGGCUGUUACGUUAUGAGGGGGCCGGAUUUGUCUUGCCACAAUUUUUUUUUAAAAAGUAGAAACAAACAGAUUGUUUUAGUUUAAGUUAAUGUUGUUUCUGGUAUCUUAAUGGACUUUGCUAGCUGUAAUGUCGUAUUCAUCCCAGGAGUAGUGUUUUUGGCUGUCUAUUCUGUUUGGCUGUUGGGUGCAUUUCAGCUUUAAGCAAAGUCCUGAAUGGCCAGGAAUGACCUUUCAUUGUUGAUACAAAUUGUAUCUUUUUAAUACAAAAUUACAGUACAGUUUUAAAUAUAUUUAGUAUUACUGUAAAUACACAAAUGUGUGUACAUGUAAUUAGGGACCAUUUGGACAGCAUUUUACCAGAUCUUUGAAAUUGUGCAUCACUUUGUCAAAUUUUUGCAUAAUUAGUUUUCAUUGGUUGGAAAGCAUCCAAGUUAAAAGAAAGUAAUUGUGCAAGUAGAAAUGGAAACCCAAUUGGUUUUAAAAGAAAAAGUACCUUGAGUGUAAUGUGCAAUUGCAAAAGUAAUUUUAUUUCUCACUGUGUUUCAGCGUCAUCCUGCUUUUUGUGUUUUAGCACAGACCGACCAGUCACUAGUUAAAUUUGUAAUGUCUCUUGUCUUCGUGGCCAGGCUGCAAAGUGGGAUGUCAUCCUGUGCGAGGACAGUUGAAUUUUUAAAUGUAAUUGUAGCUACUAUAAUGUUAUCAUCCGAAACAAGCAGAUUACCAGUUAGCUAAAAGGUUCUAAAAUGGAUAAUAACUAAAUCAAUUGUAGUUUCAACUGAAGGUGAUAGGAUGAGCAUCAAUUUAAAGCAAAAAUACUGAAAGGAAAUAAAAUGUAAAGUUACGGUCUAAUCAGAUUUCCUCUGUGAUAUUUAUGCUUCUUUAAUGAUAUGUUCAUACAUUUGAGACUGAAAUAUAAGGAGUAGGAGCAUAGCAUUCCUCCCCCAUGAACCUGUUGGACCAUUCACUAAAAUCAUGGCUAAUCUUCUCUUUCAUUUCCAUCUUGUUGCAUUUGUUCUCGUGUCUAUUAAUUCACUUAAUCAAAAAUUAAUAUCUCCAUUUUAAAUGUACUUCAUGACGACGACAUUUCUCUGUUCUUUGUGUAGACGAUUCAAAGAAUCGCACUUUGCAUUAAGAAAUUUCUCCUCAUCUCAGUUCUAAAUGAUCAACCCUUUACUUUCCCCUGGCCACAGAGUCAAAAUAUUCACCCAGCAUCUAUCCAUUCAAAUCUCUUGAAUUUUAAAUAUUUUGGUGAUAACUUUCAUUAACCUGGGAAUAAGAGGCCUCGACCACAUAAUCUUUCCCCAUAGGAAAAUAUUCUCAUCCCAGGAAUUGUUUCAUUGAAUCUUUGUACUUCCAAGGCCACGAGACCAAAAUCCCAGUACUCUGGGUAUGAUCUCACCUAGGUCCUCUACCAAAGUAGUUAGACUUCAUUUCUAUCUUCCGAGAAAGGAUAAACUGACAUUUGAAUAAACUUGCUAUAAUUUGUGUAUAAGGAUAUCGAGGUCCCUCUAAAUGCUAACAUUUCCCUAUUAUAUGACAAGCAAAUGUAUGCAUGUAUUGAUCCUCUGAAAUGAAAACAGAAAAUGCUGGAAAUAUAUUUAGGCCAUAACUGUGGAGAGAGAACCCAUUAAUAUUUUUAACCCUGUUGCUCUUUCUGUGGAUGCUGCCUGAUUAGUUGACUUCUCUCUUUGUUUCUCAUUUUGUUGUUGAUAACAUAUGCCCCACGGUUUAGAUUUGCCAUGUUCUUGCCCACCUCCGCCAUCUUUGCAGCCUGUGUCUAUCUCACGAUGACAGAUGCUGAUGUUCUUAAAAUCAUUACAGUCGGUGUUGUCAAAGUUGGAAACUGUACAUUGUACUCAGCACUUUUACUUGCUGAAAGCUGUACAAACUACAGACUUUUCAAUGCAUUUUUUUAAAAAAAUGUAUCAACUGUCCAAUAGUGAUAUAAGAAUUGAUCAGUACUAGACAAUGAUCAUUUUUUUAAUGCCUCCUGAGCUGAAAUGUGUAGAUUCCACGCAGCAUACCAUUUUGCAGCCUGCUUAGAAAGCUGAUUGGAACCUGCAUAUUUGAUUGGGUAUUUCCAUCUAUUGUGUAUACAUACACAAAACUAAAUCAAGCAGGGGAAAAGAAUUGAAAAUUUCAGGGAACUUGGUAAAAUGGUUCCAAAACCAUGUCCAAACACACCUAAUAAAAUAACCUUUUACACUACUUGUGUGACACUAUGUGUCACACUAAGUAGACUUCGGGUAUGAAUGCUUUUUUAACAGGGCAUUGUGCUUAUAGCCAUAACUGAUACUCUGAACCAUGUUCAGCACAUUAUCCAUAACAAAUUGUUGUAUACAAUAAUAAUUGUUAGUGUUUCCUUGCUCAGCUUCAAUGCUGUUGAUUUUUGAAUUGCACACAUUCUACAGUACCAUUUUAUACAACUUCAUUUGUAUUGGUACUAUAAAAUAUGUCUCUUGCAAAGUUAUUGGUAGUUUUCAUAAAUUUGGGUCAAGAUUAAAAAAUUUGAAAUUAUAUUUGUUAAUAAUUACCACCUCUUUCCUGCAUUCAGGUGCCAUAUCUUUUGGUGCCAAAUGGUUAAUUUCUCAAAUUGUUUUCAAAUGUAAUAGUUUAUUGAUUAUAUCAUUUUGUAUUCUACAAUUUCAAGGUAUAUUCAUCCAACAUUUUGAAACUUAGACUGAUUUGUUUUUAAAUAUACAUUUGAAAAAUGUUCUAAUGUCAUAUAUCUGCUUGCUAAAAUUGAGCAUGUUGUGGUUGUGAAGAGCUUCAGUGUUAUGCCGAUAAUAUGCACAAUCAUUAUAGUCCAGCUUUAACUCUGAGCUGCUUGUGGUAAAUUAAUUUUGAUGUUUGUGUGAAUAUCUAGCCACACAAAUUAAAAUACUUUUCCAAUUACCUCUGUAUAUUUUAAUGUUAAGCAAAACUGAGGUUUGUUAUGCCAUUGAAUUUUUAAUCUUCAGUCAGUGAUUUUUCUUGCUUUUCAAUAUAUAAUUCAUAAUUACAUUUGUUGGGUUUCACAAAUUGUAAGAAAUUUCCUGACCUAGUUUAACAUCGUGCUUGUUUUAUUCCUUGUAAGCAGAAAUAGGAAAUCAGAAUGAAACCUGAAAAGAUGUUUGGUUGAAAUUCGUGUGACAAUUUCUUGUACCUGUAUUUACCAAAAGUAACAUCUUAUUCACUUUGUUACUGUAGUGUCCCACUGUGUAUACAAUAAGGGGAUGGUGAGAAUAUUAAAAUUCCUGAUACAAAUAUUUUCCAUGGCACUUGCACUGGUGAUAUCUUAUAAACGUAUUUAUAACUUCCAAAAAAAGUAUGCAUUUUAAAUGGCAUGGUAGAUUAUUGCACAACAUAUAUAAAAAGGUUAGAGUAAAAUAGUCAUAAAUAGCUGUAAGCUACUCUGCAUAACUUUAUAGUAAAUUUGUAGUUGUAACUUUAUGAAGAAGUUAUAUUGAAGAGGUGAUCUAAUUUAUGCAAUAAUUAGUCUGACUGUAAUCUCUUAUCUGAAUUGUUUACUGGUAAAUUAUUGUGGUUUUCUGUGUAAUCUUUACUAAAUAUAUUCCUUUGCUCAUCUGUUGUUCAAAUGUCUGCUUUAAAAUUCAUCAUUGGACUUAAUUGUGUAGGAUUGGGCUAAAAGUACAAAUUGUCACUGUGGGCACUGUCAAAAGUUUGCAUUGAACUCCAAUUUGCUAAUGAGUUAGUGCAGUAUUCUAAUCUAGUUUUGUUUGUAUUAUAUUACAUCAGCUUUAAAUAUCUGAAAAGUUGUAUAUACAGCAUGUUAACUUGACAGACAGACUGAAGAGUCUGUAUUUCACAUUAGAAAAUGAUAGGCAAAUUUCUGGAAUAAAAAAAGUUUAGUGCCUGAGAUUGUGAAAUUUUUCAGAUCUUGCAUGUGUUCUCAAGCAGGUUGUGCUGCUAAUUUGCCUUUUCCUUUCAUACUACUUUAGAGCAAUGUUAAUUGUCAUAUCAUUGUUCCAUUUUCUGCUACAUUUCUCCUUUUGGGUUUGGGUAUUUACCGAUAGAGGCAAUUUUAUGAUUUGAGCUGUGAAUUGGGCAUUAUGUCAGCAGGAAAAUUAUAUGGAUAAUUCUGCCUGAUUUGAAAUCAUUUUUCAACCAUUAUGGACAAAAAAAAUCCCCAUUUCUAGUGGGUGAGGCCAACAGCUGAAAUAUUGAGAAAUCUUUUGUAUUUAAUACUGACCAUGCUCCUUGGCUAUUAUGUCUCCAAUGAUCCAUACCAGACAAUGGAGAAUAUACUGACUGGGUAAAAGUACUACAUUUGCAGUUUUUGUUUUAUCCUCUUUGCUUACAAUUCACUAUUUCUUUUGCCUGAACUCCACUGCAGUUACUAAAAUUUGAGGCUGUUGUUUGCCUGACUGCAGGAAAUCAUCCAAAUUGGGCACAUCUCAGUUUUUACCCAUAAUUAUUUACUAUAAUACUGGUGCCUAGUUCCAGAUUGAAUC
Stegostoma tigrinum is the source of this 8475-nucleotide messenger RNA. Its product is annotated as probable ribonuclease ZC3H12C. Gene Ontology annotation, cellular component: cytoplasmic ribonucleoprotein granule; nucleus. Gene Ontology annotation, molecular function: RNA endonuclease activity; mRNA binding; metal ion binding. The transcript is spliced from 7 exons. The coding region runs from base 879 to 3425 and encodes 848 amino acids. Lineage: Eukaryota; Metazoa; Chordata; Chondrichthyes; Orectolobiformes; Stegostomatidae. The record is from RefSeq and is a predicted model, not a curated record.